Messenger RNA from Podospora pseudopauciseta, 2404 nucleotides. RefSeq lists its product as uncharacterized. Bases 1324 to 2142 code for a protein of 272 amino acids. The transcript is spliced from 3 exons. The record is from RefSeq and is a predicted model, not a curated record. NCBI's taxonomy places the organism in Eukaryota, Fungi, Ascomycota, Sordariomycetes, Sordariales, Podosporaceae.
UAUGCUUGACGCCAAGUUUAUGUGGUUCGAGAUAUGUGAUGCAUAAAGAGACCAACGGCUUUCAGGUUUUAAAUCCACCUCUGCAGGGAUGCUCAACUCUUGUGUUGAUUUCGGCAUAUUGGCAUUCCAAACCUGCUCCUGCCGGAUAUUCAAUAAAGACCGACAAAUCAUGGAAACCGCAGGAUUUCAGGCCCAAGCUUCCCCGGAAUUAUCUCCAUCCCAAGAAUCCAUGGGGACAGCCCUCAAUGAGAAGAAGACGGGCAUUGAUACUCAUCAGCCCGCCAGUCAGGAUCAUCUCGGUACAGAGGACCAAUUCACCGGUUGCCCACCAAGACCUCGAGGUGAACUCGUAAAAUUCUGGAUAUUUGAGCUUCUCUGUCUAGUGGUCAGUCUUGGAUCUCUCUUCAUCAUCAUCAGUGUCCUGAAGACAUAUGACAAUCACCCACUUCCCAAGCUUUCAUUCCACAUCACCCUCAACACCUUUCUUUCCUUCUUCACCACCCUAGCUAAAGCAGCUUUCAUGAGCCCCGUGGUGGAGUGUAUCAGCCAGAGAAAGUGGAAUUGGUUCGAUCAAGAGCAUCCCAUAACUGAUUUCGAUGUUUUUGAUAAGGCGAGUUGUGGCGUCUCCGGGUCGGUCUUGCUGCUGAGGUUGCUCAAAGGAGGCAGUUAACUGUGGUUGGUGCGGUGAUAUCCAUUGUGGGCAUUGUCACAACGCCUGUCACCCAGCUUCUCAUCGAGUAUCCAAGUCGUUUGGUAUCUCCACCCCCACGCCCGGACACCCCAAACGCUACCAUUCCGGCUGUCCAGAACUAUCGCAGCCGUGUUGGUCUGGCUGGGCCACGAUCGCUCGACAUCACCAGCUUUGUUUCGGCCGGCCUUGUGCAUCCGUCAGGUUCACUGAUCAGUAAGGUGGUUCCGGUAUGCCCCAGCGGAACCUGUGAAUUCCCUGAAUUUGAAAGCUUGUCGCUUUGUUCCAAGGUAGCCAACAUUACGGAUCGAAUACGGGUCGGGCAGGUCCCCUUUUCUACCUCCCGUGACUGGACAACUUGGGAUAAUACGAUUGACAAGAACCCCCUCCUGCUUAACGGAACCCUGGCCUACAAUGUGUCCUUCCUUGAUGAGGAAGACGAGUACUUCGUUGUCCCAGUGUCCUUCACAUUGUACAGCUCGCGUCUCAUUCGAUCUAUUGCCUUCGCCGAAGAUAAGACCCUUGCCGCUGCAUGGGUGGCCGGAUACAAGGUUGUCUGGUCUAACGCUGGCAACGUCACAUACACUGACGGCAACUCAACAGGCUCGAACCCUUGGAACUGGCAGGCCUUCGAGAUGGCUUACUACGCCUGCGUCAACAGAUACUCGGUCCGUGUUGACAAUGGAACUGCACGCACAGUGACUCUGUCGUCGCAUGACGUGGUUGGGCCUUCAGACCACGGUGUGAUAGCAAUCAACUGUACAAUACCAAGACUGGUCAGUGGAGGGGCACAGAAGACACAGUGUCAGCAGAACGGGAGAAACCCCAACCAAAGGGUGCUCACACUCAAGGGCAGCCUUCCGACAGCUCAGGGUUCAAACUUUACCGCAGAUGUGCGGAGUUCGACACUCCUGAGCCCGGCCAUCACCCAUGAUUCAGCUGGUAUCUGGGCCUGGGAUGGUGGUGCGGUGAAGAUUCUGGUGGGAAAUGUCGCAACCACCCCAACGCUUGCUGAUGCCAUAUACGGAUACAGAACCGAUGACUUUGGAACAGUCGAAAAUCGGUUGCAGACCUGGGAUACCGAAAUCCAACGACAGAGGCUGCAAAAUGUGGCCACCAAUUUGGCGGUAAGCAUAACCAAUGGCCUUCGCUCUAUCAGAUCUGAUAUCAAUUCGACCGAUGGGGCGGAUAAUGCUUUCCCGGUGGUUGGCACUGUCCCUGAGGUGCAAACAUUUGUGCAGGUGCGCUGGGUGUGGUUGACCCUCAUCGUUUUGCAGCUUGGCCUCGCUCUGAUAUUCUUCAUCAUGACCGUGAUUGCGACCCGUCAUCUUGGUGCUCAAGUUCGCAAGAGCUCGGUGCUUGAGACAUCGUAUGCGCUUCACCCCAAUGGCGGGCUUGGAAACGAGGGGACAAAAACUCAGAUGGUUCGACAACACGGCAAUAUGGUAUUGUGACUGUCGUCUGCUGAUCCGCCCCAGCAAGUUGCAGCGAGACAAAAUUCGCAACCGAAACAGAGAAAGACUGAUGACAAUUUGAGCUCACAUGGGUAGCGGGGCGAAUGGAGCUUGGUGUUGAAAUCAGAGGGAAGGAGCAGGCGGGACACACUAUCCUAUUUAAUUGGAAGCCUAAGGUACUUAGCUGCUAGGUAGCUACCUUAGAGAGACGGUUGGCCUGAAGCAUAAGGUAUCUUAUCUAAUAACACGAAUAUAUCUGUUA